Messenger RNA from Notolabrus celidotus (New Zealand spotty), 998 nucleotides. Its product is annotated as proteasome subunit alpha type-6. The coding region runs from base 111 to 851 and encodes 246 amino acids. Gene Ontology annotation, cellular component: proteasome core complex, alpha-subunit complex; cytosol; proteasome core complex. Gene Ontology annotation, biological process: ubiquitin-dependent protein catabolic process. The record is from RefSeq and is a predicted model, not a curated record. NCBI's taxonomy places the organism in Eukaryota, Metazoa, Chordata, Actinopteri, Labriformes, Labridae. The transcript has 7 exons.
AGAAGUUGUGAUUUCAUUAGUUCAACUUCCGGGUGAAAAUAUUGUGCAUGAAGGAAAAUCUGCUUGCAAUCUCAUUUGGACGAACUUCUCGGCCAAACUAACCUUGUAAAAUGUCUCGAGGCUCGAGUGCAGGGUUUGAUCGACACAUCACCAUCUUCUCCCCCGAAGGAAGGCUCUACCAAGUCGAAUAUGCUUUCAAGGCCAUUAACCAAGGUGGACUUACGUCAGUAGCAGUCAGGGGGAAGGACUGUGCAGUGGUUGUCACACAGAAAAAAGUACCGGACAAGCUUCUGGAUGCCGCCACAGUGACCCAUCUUUUCAGAAUAACAGAUAAUAUUGGAUGUGUAAUGUCUGGGAUGACAGCUGACAGCAGGUCCCAAGUUCAGCGAGCUCGUUAUGAGGCGGCCAACUGGCAGUACAAGUACGGAUAUGAGAUCCCAGUGGACAUGCUGUGUAAGAGAAUGGCCGACAUCUCACAAGUCUACACGCAGAACGCCGAGAUGAGACCACUUGGCUGCUGUAUGAUCGUGAUCGGCAUAGACGAGGAGCACGGCCCCCAGGUGUAUAAAUGCGACCCUGCAGGAUACUACUGUGGCUUCAAGGCCACUGCUGCAGGAGUGAAGCAAACAGAAGCCACCAGCUUCCUGGAGAAGAAAGUGAAAAAGAAACUGGACUGGACCUUUGAACAAACUAUUGAGACGGCAAUCUCUUGUCUGUCAACCGUUCUCUCUAUCGACUUCAAGCCCUCUGAGCUGGAGGUGGGCGUAGUCACAACACAGGGGCCAAAGUUCAGGAUCCUGACAGAGACUGAAGUGGACGUCCACCUGAUGGCCCUGGCAGAGCGAGACUGAGCGAGCAGAGACCCGUCACCUAUCGGACAAAGUUAGAGCAUGAUGGGAUAUGAAGUUUCCAGAGCGAGACUGGUGUUAUCUUUGUUUGCUGUACAUUUACCCCACUGUUUCAUUCAACAAUAAAAAAAAGUUUUUGGAGUAAAAUAA